UUCGCCAUUGGUCGCCAUGAUCAUAUGGGACGCCGUCCAUGGACGUGUUGCGCGGUCUUUAGACAUAGCUAAAUUUAACUAGGUUAGGUUUGCCGUUAGGACGUCGCCGCGGGCACAUCUUCCGCACGGGUUACACGCGGCAGUCAUGGAUUUACCUGGGAGCGGGAUGUCUCGCGAUCACAUUAAAUGUCCCCGCACGCUACCGCAGUUUUCCGAACUAUGCUCGAUGCCUGCCGUUGCCGCCAUUGCCGCCAUCGCCGCAGCCGACGGCCGUAAUAUGCAGUCGCAGGGGAUGCAAACCACUGCCCAAGUAACGUUCCCGCAGGACCGUACGUCGACGAGUACGUUCAACAAGUUUUUUGCGACGCCUCUACACGGCUGGCAGGAUAUGAUUCAACUAUGUCAGAAGCAAGUCCUUGGUCAGACAAUUAACGUCCCGAAUUAUAGUCAAAAUAACGGGACACUCGGUGCACAAUCAAGCAAUUUUAGUUUUAUCAACAAUCUAUGCUUACCUUCCACGUCGCAGGCAGAUACUGUAAAGCAAGAGCCUGAUAUCCAGCCUAAAGAAGAGAAGAAUUUAGAUAAGGAAUCUGAUAUUUUGGUAAGGCAACAGCAAACAGCAGCCAUGAUCGAAUAUCUCCAGAAAUUAUCACCUGAUAUGCGGGAAGCAUUUGAACUGUGUGUGGAACAAGCGAAAAAGGAGAAGACACGGGAGGAGAAAGUAGAGCACACGCAGAAUAAUAUUCUAAACAUACCAAAUAUCAGGAAUAUCUAUUUACAAAAUGGCAACAAUUUCGCGAACUCGGAUCAGAUAACGGUGACCAUUAAUCCGAAUGAUCUGAAUUUGCAAAAUGAACAAGAGAUUGAAAAUAGUUUGCGACACGUCCUAAAAGUCGAGCAGCAAGUACAAACCGAUUUGCCGAAAAUCGAGAAAAAGUCGAAAUUUCGAGCGAAAAUGGGCGAGAUUAAGGUCAGCUUUAGCUACGAUGGCACUACGCUUUACUGUUGCCCGGAGUGCAAUUUAGGGCUUCCAGACAAGGCGGACAUCGAACAACAUAUACAGACCCACUUACAAGAACGAAAGUAUCAGUGUAAAGAAUGUGGUGCCAUGUUGAAAAGAAAGGAGCAUCUCGAUCAGCACAUGCGAGGUCAUUCGAAUGAGCGACCUUAUAAAUGUGACGUAUGCCAGAAGGCGUUCAAGAGAAAUGAACAUUUGACAAGACACACCGUCAUCCAUUCCGGCAACAAGGAUUUUCCGUGCAACUAUUGCCAGAAAGCGUUUUCGCGUAAAGAUCACUUGAACAAGCAUCUUCAAACGCAUCUUGGCAUUCGUAAGAAUAAAAUGAAGGAUGAUUCUUAUUAUGUCGAUCAAAAAGAUACAACAAGAGUAUUUGAUAACACCGAUUUCCCGGUGACGCCUAAGCAGGAGGUAAGUCAUGUUCUGAAGGACAGUUUGUUACUGAAGCAGGAAACUUUUCUGCAGCACAUGCAGAAUUGUUCAAAAAAUGCGUCUCUGUUUGCCUCCAUUAAGGAACAUGUGAUGAAAGAUGUAAAUACGUUUGAACAGGCACAGAGCAGUAAUACGAAUGAAAACGUAAGAUAUUUAAUGCCAUCUUAGCUGUAGAUAAAAUAUGUUCCAAAGCAGCAAUAUAUGGCAAGUGAUGGGGCCGCCUAGGUAAUUUCAAUUUUCGAAUUCGUAUUUUGUUAUUGGAACGACUAUGACUAUUUAUAGUUUAAUUUUAAUACGUCGAGACGUUUUAACAUCGGAUUAAAGGCAUAUGUAAAAAAUUGAAAAAAAUUGAAAAAAAUAUAUUGCGUAUCGCGAUAAAGAUAUCGUACAGAUAUCAUACAUACAUAUCUCCUCUUUUCUAAAGUAAUCGGGACCGAGCACAUUUUCUCUAUUCUACAAUUUCUCCUCAAUCCUCAUUUUUAUACUAAUAUCACGUAUACAGAUAUCAAGAUAUUCUUGCACGAUCAUAUUUUCGCUUGAUUUACGACUUAUAGCGUAAUAUGUUAUCUGAUCAUGUAAUACAAGUUGCGGGAAAGCAAUACAAGAGGAGAAACUCAGUUUAGAGGAAGCUAACAUAGAGUAGAGGAAAACUUAGAAUAGAGGAGUAUUGUACAUCAUACAUAGCAAUCUCGCAAACCUUUAAUGCGAUAAAACGUGGAAAUAAUUAUACUAAGCUAUGAGAUAAGCUGUGAUUACCUGAAUUUAUCAUCAUUGUCCUUAUAUUAUCUCUUAUCAUCCUUCCUCGUCAUCUCCUUUUCAUCGUAUCAUUUUUAUAUCUUUUGAAAAUUAAGUUUUACAGUUCUAAGCAAAUAUUAAUUACAAAUUAAUAUUUAAAAAUGUGAGAAGCAUUUAUUUGAUAAAAUUUUGUUUUAAGUUAUAAUUUUUUUCGUAAACAUUACUAAUGAGUCACAUUCAUGCGAGUACACGCAUAUUGCCGUUCUUAAAUAAAUUUCGAAAGAAAGAGAAAUCGUUAAUACAUUAAAAGAUUAUUGUUAAUAUAUUAAUUAUUUCUUUA
Temnothorax curvispinosus is the source of this 2525-nucleotide messenger RNA. Its product is annotated as zinc finger protein 184-like. The record is from RefSeq and is a predicted model, not a curated record. Gene Ontology annotation, cellular component: nucleus. NCBI's taxonomy places the organism in Eukaryota, Metazoa, Arthropoda, Insecta, Hymenoptera, Formicidae. Bases 146 to 1618 code for a protein of 490 amino acids. The transcript is spliced from 5 exons.